Messenger RNA from Grus americana (Whooping crane), 5009 nucleotides. RefSeq names its product solute carrier family 5 member 7 (gene SLC5A7). Bases 176 to 1915 code for a protein of 579 amino acids. The transcript has 9 exons. Gene Ontology annotation, cellular component: dendrite; axon; synapse. Gene Ontology annotation, molecular function: choline:sodium symporter activity. Gene Ontology annotation, biological process: neuromuscular synaptic transmission; transmembrane transport; choline transport. The record is from RefSeq and is a predicted model, not a curated record. Lineage: Eukaryota; Metazoa; Chordata; Aves; Gruiformes; Gruidae.
GCGCCUUCCCCCUCCAAGCGGGAAAACCCCGGGCGGGGGCAAAGCCCCCCUCGGCUCAGCCCCGACACCGCCCCGCAGGAUGGGCGGCCGUGCCCCGGGGGCUGCGGGGUAGCGCGGCGGCGGAGCGCAGAGUUCUUAAUGAAAUAGCGAUCAAAGAAACAGUUGGGACUUCGACAUGGCUUUCCAUUUGGAGGGGCUGGUGGCCAUAGUUGUAUUCUACCUGGCUAUCCUGGCAGUUGGGAUAUGGGCUGCUUGGAAAACCAAGAACACCGGCAGCGAAGGAGAUCGCAGCGAAGCUAUUAUAGUCGGUGGAAGAGACAUUGGCUUGCUAGUUGGUGGAUUUACAAUGACUGCCACAUGGGUUGGAGGAGGUUACAUCAACGGGACAGCAGAAGCUGUGUAUGUCCCAGGCUAUGGUCUAGCUUGGGCUCAGGCACCCAUCGGAUAUGCCCUUAGUCUGGUUUUAGGUGGUCUUUUUUUUGCAAAACCCAUGCGAUCCAAAGGCUAUGUGACAAUGCUAGACCCUUUUCAGCAGCUUUAUGGAAAAAGGAUGGGAGGGCUACUGUUUAUUCCAGCUUUAAUGGGAGAAAUGUUUUGGGCUGCUGCCAUCUUCUCUGCCUUAGGUGCCACUAUAAGUGUGAUCAUUGACAUUAAUGUCAAUAUUUCAGUCAUCAUUUCCGCCCUAAUUGCAACUAUGUACACGCUUGUGGGUGGGCUUUAUUCUGUGGCCUACACCGAUGUAGUUCAGCUCUUCUGCAUCUUCCUGGGACUGUGGAUCAGUGUACCCUUUGCGAUGUCCCAUCCUGCAGUGACAGACAUUGGGCUCACAGCUGUGCACCACGUGCACCAAGCACCUUGGCUUGGAUCUAUCAACUCACUUGACAUUUACACAUGGCUGGACAAUUUCCUUUUACUGACAUUAGGAGGAAUCCCAUGGCAAGCGUAUUUCCAGCGAGUUCUUUCUUCGUCUUCUGCCACAUAUGCCCAAGUUCUGUCAUUUCUGGCUGCUUUUGGCUGUCUUGUGAUGGCUCUUCCUGCAGUACUCAUCGGUGCAAUUGGAGCAUCCACAGCCUGGAACGAGACUGAGUAUGGUGUCCCUGACCCCAUGUCUAAAAAAGAAGCAGAUAUGAUUUUACCGAUCGUGCUCCAAUACCUGUGCCCAGUCUAUAUCUCAUUCUUUGGCCUCGGUGCUGUAUCUGCAGCCGUGAUGUCAUCAGCUGACUCUUCAAUUUUAUCAGCAAGUUCUAUGUUUGCUCGGAACAUUUACCAGCUUUCUUUUCGGCAAAAUGCUUCAGACAGGGAAAUCGUGUGGGUCAUGAGAAUCACUGUUUUUCUGUUUGGAGCGUCAGCAACAGCAAUGGCACUGCUAGCUUCGUCAGUGUAUGGCCUGUGGUACCUCAGCUCUGACCUUGUUUAUAUCAUCAUAUUCCCCCAGCUCCUGUGUGUGUUAUUUAUUAAAGGAACCAACACCUAUGGUGCCAUUGCAGGAUACCUAUUUGGCCUUGUUCUCAGAAUAACCGGAGGAGAACCGUACCUCUACCUUCAGCCCUUGAUCUACUAUCCUGGCUGCUAUCCAGAUGAAAAUAAUAUCUAUAUCCAGCGAUUCCCAUUUAAAACACUUGCUAUGCUUACCUCCUUCUUUACUAACAUUAUAGUCUCCUACUUAGCCAAAUACUUAUUUGAGAGUGGGACUUUGCCACCAAAGCUGGACUUCCUUGAUGCUGUUGUUGCCAGGUACAGUAGAGAACACAUGGACAAAGCAACGCUUGUAAAAAGUGACAAUAUCGUAUUAAAUGAACUUGCACCUGUGAAUCCACGACACAGCCUAACUUUGAGCUCAACUUUCACAAACAAGGAAGCCUUCAAUUAUGUUGAUUCAAGUCCAGAGCUGUCCAACACUGAAGAUGAUAAUUAAAAAAUCUGGUAGCCACAGGCAAAGCAAUGUGAAGCAGGAUAUUCUGCAAAGAAUAGUAAGAGGCAUUUUAUCAGAAGAAAAGCAAGAACCGGGAAUGAAGUGCCAUUGCACCAUUCUUUACGUUGUUUCUAGCAGCAGAGGCAUCCCAUAGGAGGAACUCUUUUCUGUUAUUAUCUAACAUGUUGGAUUAGACCAUAGAGUGUUUACCAAAAGAUACACUCAGAUCCCAUUCUUUCUACCCAGAACUACAUACUGUGUAAUUAAAAAAAAAUAUUUACAAUUGAAAAUAUAGGUAGCAGAAAAAGUGCAAUGGUUAAUUAGCUAGGACGUUGUAUUAAGAGAUUAUAAUACAGUCACUCUGAAAUACUAUCAGUCAACAUUUUAUUGGCACAGCUAUAAAUGAUUUCUCACUAAAGAGCUAGUUGCUUGAGCAAAGACAGAUAGAGAACUUCCCUGGGGUUUUGGUCUGGUCGGUUUUUUUCCUCAUAAAGAAAUUCAAACAAUACAAAUCUAGUAUUUUAUUGUUUGUGUAAGACAGCAAAAUGCGCAAAUAGUAAUAAAUUCCUUAUAGGAGUGCUAAACAUCAUAUAUUAAUUUAAAAAGUUGAAAUGAAGUCACCAGUUUAAAAUUACAUUAUACCUAAUGCAAGACAACUUUAAGCAAAGUAUGUUAGUAUAGGUGUUCUUUUUUUCCUGUGGUUAGUGGCUGUCACCAAUGGAGGAUAACAAAAUUUUUAAAGCAAUAAUUGGAGUCAAAACUCAGCUUGUGAAAAAUGACAGAACUCUCAUAAACUAAAUAGAACUUUUCAAUGUUGAGAAAAGAAGCCUUGAUUUAUCAUCAAAAUGAAUACUGAGCAAAGCAGUCUGACACCAAGCAACUGCAGCAAUGGAACAAAUAUUAAAAAGUAAGGAGAGUCAAGAAGGCUUGCAAAAAAAAGAUGAGAGGGUUUUCCACAGGGAAAAUUCCCAUUUUUCACUUAAUAAAAAAGUAUUCUCAAAGACAUCAAAAAGUCUUUUGGUUGGACUUGCUGGUAUUACUCUGUAAAGUGCAGAUUUUCCAUGGAAAAUCACAUUUUCUCAAAAAUUUGAUUUCCCAUGGGAAAAACAGGCUUGCUGGACAGCUUUCCACGUCUGUAGUUGUCUACCUCUGAAAGCAGCAGCAGCUUGGAGGGGAACUGAAAGGAAAGCUGAACCCACAAGCGUAGUGAAAGGCGCAGCGGUGUCAUCCACUGAAUGAUGAACUCCUUCAUUGACAACAACCCUCCUGGGCCGUCACGGUGACUCUGCAGAGCACCAGCAGCGGCCAGGCGCAGACGAGACUUCACUUAUGAAUGGCAACGCUGGCCAGAAGCAGCAAGGCAGGGAGAUGAAGCCUCUUCCAACUUCGCCCUGGCCAGCAGGGAACACGCAACGUCGUUUCCAUUUGCCCAGGGCCGAGAUGAUUGUGUCUGUCCCCAUUGGUAUGUGCCUUUCACAGUGGGAGAUCUAAUAGCUAGAUUUCUGUACAAUUAAGAGUUAUGCUCCAAUAAUUCUUUUUAAUAUCUACGCAUGAUGCAAAAUGUUCAAGUGAAAUCCAGAUAUCCUCCUGUUGCUGGUCACUGGUGAAAUUUCUUUUUUAACGUUCACAGCACGAGGAGCUAUACUGGAGGACAGGAGAUGUAAGAAUAGGUUUUGCUGCUAAAGGAAGAAGCCAUCGACUUGUGCGUUCAACGUUGACAUUAACUUUCACAAGGUUGAAUCCUUAGAUAUGUUUUUACUCCUUUUGUGGAGUUUUAACAGCAUAUAGAUAUUUUAUACAUAGAGAAAAUUAAUUUUAGAGAUGUGGAUUUUUUUUCUCCGUACACUGCAUUUAAAAAUAACACUGCAUCUCAUUUCUGAAUAUGCAUUGUGAACUGUGGUACUACUGUGCUAACAAAUAUUGAGUGUGCUCUGGGGAGAGGGAAUCAAAAUCAGGAUCUGCACUAAAAACCCAGAAGAGCGAAUAUAGCAAAGAAAUGAAAAAUUCCUGCGGGGUGAGUCCAUGAGCCACUGAUAAAAUUCAGGGUGCUGAGGAUCUCUCAAACCGGACGCAAGCUCAGCAGUAUUCAUUCUCCCAUGAACCAUGGAAAAGAGAGGAGGAAAGAGAUUGCAUAGAAGAAAGAAAGGGGAGAGCAGAGCCACUGCUGAAUUAUUAUCAAUUUCUGCCCCGAAUCCACUAGCCUGAAUCCCUUCUUAUGAGAAAAUAUCAAGCCACAGUCUUGCUCUCUUACAUAGCCAAUGACUUAUGCUGCAGUUCCAAAUUAAGUUAGGGGAUCCCAUCUUACAGUCACCUGUAGGUCUGCCUGAAAUUUUUCUCUUACUUCAGUUUUGUCUUGGAAUUGCUAGAAUUUCACUAUGAGCAGCUACAUAGUGGCCAGAUGCUUUGAAUGCAGCAGCAUUUCUGUAUUAUUUAUUUCAAAAUUCCCAAUAGUGGGAGGAGAAGGAGAGGAAAAGGGGAUUCAGCUGGAAUUGUUUAAGAAAUUUUGCUUGAAAAAUAUAAAUCUCUCAUUUUCCCUUGUAUUCCCUUAUUGCCAUAAAAGCAUAAAGGCUUUUUUAAUGCUCAGAAAUGAAAAAGUUAAGUGAAAAAUUAAAAUGCACUAGUCCAAAAAUUUCAAGCCAGAUGCUUUCAACAUUAUCAGAAUAUUUAAUACUGUUUAUUCUAUGGAAUAUUUUUGUGAAAACACUGUGAUUUCACACAAAGUAUUCCUGUUUAGAUGGAGCUAUUCAUUCUCUGGCAGAAAAUGGUUCCAACAAAGUUUUCCAGCCCUCUCUGGAGAGUGAAAGUUUAUUGCACUUUUACAAGCAGCACACUAUGGAAGCUUUGUCAUGCAAAAGACAGAAGUGGCACUGAAGACUGUUCAUUGUGUGAUCGUACCUCUGCUUUCCACGUACCAAGUCUCUGCGUGUGUUUUUGCUUGAGUCCAAGAACGGCUGCGGUGGUUGCGGUGGUGGGCUGCAUAGUGGACAGGACAACUCCAGAAACCAAACCGAACAGCCCCGUGCAAAGUCUGUUUACAAGUUUUAUUGCCUUAGUUCAGCUAUCCUACCAUUAAAUUUAUACAAAGCUGUUCAUAUAA